UUGCAUAUCUUAUACGAUUUUCCAAUAAACUUAUGACUCAAGAUAAAGUUUAACAUCCUAAUUUAGCUAUAUAUUUUCAAAAAUCUUUUGGAAACCACUGCUGGUAGAUAACAAGAAAAUCGGUUAAGAAUGCUGCUCACCAAAGUAAUGACUCUAGUAGCGAAUUAUUUAGUUUUUUGGAUAAAAAAGUCUUCACUGUGGUUUCAUUAAAUGCCUGAAAAUUUUUCAACGAAUGUAUAAAUCACUUCUAGGCGUGGAAAUGAAGAUAAACAGCUGGGGAGUACUUUUUAUUGCAACUUUGAGUGUGAUGAGCUUGCAUUGUGCUUUCAGUAAACAUAUGGUAAAAACCUGCAUUUGAAACUUUUAUAAUUUGUAACAAGGUAAAUUAAUAAAAACACCUAAGAAACACUCUUUCUGAUAACUUUGAGGGCCAUGUGCUUUCAUUGAGUUUUCACUAGUAUUUAAAAAAACGCUUUUCAUUAACAUGUAAUGUCUAUAGAGGAAAAUUAGUACAAAAGAUCUUCAAAGUUAAUUUUAUAUAUAUCUACUUUAACCAUCUCAAGCUUUUAUGCGCUUUCACUGAAAACAUGAAAAAGCUCCACUUGAAACUUUCAUAACUUUUAUGAACGAAACUAUGUAUAAAACGGUAUCAAAGUUUUACAUUGGUAGCAGAAUAAGUUCUUGAAAUUGAGAACAUCUGAAAACCGGCGUUCUUCUAUGAAUUAUCUUCUUACUUAUUUAAGAUCUCGAGCUAAAGCUAUAGACAUCGUAGAAUACCCAGCUGUCAACUCACACUCCAACAAUCACCCACCUGUAUUUUUAUAUUUAAGCACCAAAGAAAUCGCAUGCGACUUUACCAAAAACUCUCAUGCUACCUUCCACAAAGCAUAAGCGAUGGGAUGAGCAUAACUCGCAUAGCGCUUGCUGCUUGAUAUCAACCACCAGCGACAACAAAACUAUAGCUAGCAACAACCACUGAGAGAUACUUGUGCUCGCAGAUACUUCGGCGCUCAGAUACUCCACAUCACAAUGCAAUCCAAAGCAAGCCAAACUGAAUGGAUAGCAAACAGAGCAGACAGAGCGCUGAGUAUUGGAGCCGGCCGCUUGCCGCUUUCGGUGGCGAGAAGGUGGUGUUCGGUGCAGUGCAUACGGUAUGUGUGGGGGUGUGGUGCUGUCUGGCUCUUCAGCUUUGCUCUGCUGUGGUUGCUUGGCCGGCACGGCGUGGCGCGCUGCUCGUUUGUGCGAAACUUUGCUAUCGUGCGCUCAGUUGUCUUUUAGCUUCCACACGUAGCGGUCAUACAUAACGGUAAAACGCGCGCGUUUAUUAAAGAAUUUUUCAAAUUUUUUAAAGUCAUUUGUUUAAAAAAUUAAAAAAAAAAUAGAAUAAUAAAGUUGUUAAUUACUUCAACUCGCUUCAAGUGUUUUUGCAUUGUUGUUGCUUGCCUAUAAAGUGUAAAAUUUACAAUAAAACCGGCUGGCUUGAGCAGACGCUCGUAUGGCAGCCGACAACUGUCAAAGUGGCUAAAUGAUACCAAAAAUAAACAAACAACAACAAUAAUAGCAAUAACAAUAGGUAAACAAAUAGCAGCAAGCAAAAUAUAAUACAACAACAACAGCAAAGCACAAGCGUCAGUUGUGUAGAAGGCAAUUCCAGCCAAACCAAGCGUAGCGCGUCGAAACGGAGCGAAUCGGGUGUUGCGAGGCUGUGCGUGUGUCUCGAAUUACAACAACAAUUUCUUAGUAAAAAUUUAAAUUUACUGAAUUUGAGAAAAUAGUUAAAAGUGCAGAAUUCCAAACGCAACGGAAACGGAUAUUGCGGGCCAUACUGUGUAUAUUAUUGCAAAAAGUUUAAAUAAAAUAAAACAACAACAACACAAGUGUUCGACGCCAGUGUCUGCGCUUAAAUAAACAACUCGUGAAUAACCACAAAUGCGGUAAAAUUUGCUAGAAAUUAGCAAGGCAAAGUGCAUACAUAUGUACAUGAUUCUUGGCAGCCAGUCACUACUGUCUGCGCUCCAGCCAUAACAACAAAGCAUACGUGCCAGUGUGUGUGUGUUCGCGUGCUGAAAAAGCAGAAAACGAAAUUAAGCGAUAAAGUGAAGCAAGGCAAACAGAAAACGCCGAAAAUUUAAAGACAACAAAAAUAUAAAUAAAACAACAAAAUACUAAAAAUAAAGCAACAACAAAAAAAUAAAGCUAAAACAACAAUUACAUGAGUGUUAAAUAAAAUAUUGAAAGUGUUUGUUUGUGCUCAAACUAACUAUACUUAAGAAAAAAUAUUUAAGAAAUUUUAAAAACUCUGUGAAUACCGAAAACUUUCAUUAAAAACAACAACACAAUGCCAAAAAAAAUUUCUAAGUGUUAAAAGUGAAAUAAAAAACGAAAAUCAUCAGCAACAGCAAAAUGUCAACCGACAGCAGCAUGAAUGCCAACAACAACGCCUACGAGGCCUCCAAAGUGGAGGUUAUCGUUUUGGCCAAAUCCGAUAAGACGCUCAAAAAUAACAUGGACGCCAAAGAUGAAACAAUGCGCAAGCGUACAUCACUAAUCAUUGUGCCACAGCCGGUAGAUGCGUUAUCGGAUCGCGAUAACAAUCUCACCUGCUCCACCAUUGAUAACGAUAACUGUAAUGAGACUAUCGACUGUCUCAACAUUGACAGCGUUGACCAAAAAACUACACAAACAAGCAAUGUCACAAAGCAGCAGCUGCUCGAAACCUCCAUUUGCUCGACCAAUUCCAAUGGCGGCGGCACGGAGGAUGACGAAGCUAACGAUGUUGAUUAUCUAAAGAAGUCGCUCGACAACGAUAACAAGCGCAUUCGCCAUUCCAUCGCCAGCGUCGACAGUUGUGUAUCGCGUUCCACGCGCACCAGCAGCACUGACACGAGCACUUCGUCGGGCGAUGAUGUCGCCAUCGAUGAUUACAACGAUCUCGAAGAAAAUGGUAACCUAAUCGAUGAUCUCGAUGAUGGCGAUCGCAAGAAUUGUUUGUCGAAUGCUUCAUCUUCCAUCGAUGACUAUUCGCUGCGUGAGAAAUUGCAUAACUACGUUAAUGAGGCGUUGGUGAAAGACGAGGGUAGCACUUGUGGUGAUCAAUGCACCAGCUCAGAUGCCGAUGAAGUGAUCACCGAAGAGAUGGAGACAAUCGGCGAGUCGAUAGAAGAAGAGGAGGAGGAAGCGGAUGUGGCACCAGCCGAGCCAAAGAGUCUGCCACCUUAUGAUGCGCUCUUGAGUCCACAAGAGGUGCCGAUGGGACGUCGCUAUGCGGAAGUGGCACAAUUUAAGGCGAACAAGUGGACCUCCGACUCCAGCACACAGUUGACCACAUCGGCCGUGCCGCCAGCAACAACACAUAAUCAAUUAAAGUCCACAACGACUAUAGCUGCUACGGCAGCAACAGGCAACAACAACAACAAUAAUAAUAACAACAGCAACAACAACUGCAAUAGCAAUAAUGCUGCCAGUAAUCGACGUCUGCCAUUCUGUGGUUUAGAUUCCAUUAAAGGAAGUGACAGUAAUGGUUUAGGCGAUGGUGUUGUUGGUGGUGGUGGUGCCACCAAUUUAUGCUUCGAUUUGCAUGGCAGCAACAGCAGCGGCGGCGGCGGCGGCAUCAUCAACGCCAGCAAUCGACACACUGGUGCUGGUCUCGUCGGCGCACACGAUGGCAUGCAACAUGAUAACAUAUCAGAGCAAUUUCACUCGUUGGAUGCGGCAGAUAGCAGCUGCUGUGGCGAUGGACAAUUUGAGGAUGAUAUGCAAGCUUUGUUGCCGAAAUGCAAGCGUUACUCGGGAGAUGAACUCAGUCAGUCACGUACAUCUCUGGUCUCCAGUUCGGAUGGUGGCAUUUUGGCCGAAGGCGAAACCUCGAGUGAAACAUCGCGCGGCACCGACGAAUGCCCGCCCUGUGAUUUGAGUCUGAUGGAGCGUCUGCUGCUGACACAUCCCGUAUGGUUUCUAACCGGCAUACAACGCUCUGGUGCAGUGCACUUUCUACAGGGCAAGGAGGAGGGGAAUUUCAUUGUGCGCGGCUCCAGUCAGCCCAACACUAUGGCUGUGUCGGUGCGUCUUCCUCCGGACACUGGUCCCUACAUCGAACACUAUUUAAUACAAUCCAACGACGGCAUAUUGAGCUUGGAGAGCUCACGUUUCACAUUCGACUCGAUACCGGCACUGAUCGCACACUAUGCACAAUGCUGCGAUGAACUGCCCGUACAAUUAGUACUGCCACGCGCUUUGCGCGAAGUUAAGAAUCGUCAACAACUUUCAUCACUGGCACUUUUGGGUCAGGAGUUCUGGCGUUAUCCGAUGUCUUGCCCGAAGCCACAAGAGUCAGAGGCUAAUCUACUCGAUGCUAAAUCACCAAACUCAUUGACGGAGACGAGCGGUUUGGGCACCACAGUCUUCAGCAGCAAUUCGGCCGCACCACAGUCGUCUAAGAUCUUCAGUCCAACUAGUAAUCUUGCAGGUCUCUUCAGUCAGGCCGGCACACCGUCGGAUACCACUUCGAGCAUGAGUUCUUUCACCACAAGUGGUGGUCCACAAAUGCAGCUAAUGAGUCCCGAAUCGGUAGACUCGGUAAUAUUAACAAUGUCGCCGGUAGAUGCAAAUAAUCAUUGUAACGGUAAUGCCGGUUUAACGGCUGACAAUACCUCAGCCGCGAAUAGUAAUCUCAGCACUUUUAAAUCGAAUAAUCUUGGGCCGGUCACAGGUAAAGGCAUUAAAAUGAAUGCCGAUAAUGGCAUACGACCACGACGUCCCAAACCACCAAACACGUUGAAUUUGGAUCUACGCAAACCGCCAGCCCCACCUAUGCGCUGCUUUAAGCCACUCACACCCAGCAGUCCACUGCCAUCAGAGCAAGGCUUGAACGCGGCCAAUAAUUUCACGGUGACCACAACAGUCACAUUUUCAAUGGAAAACAAUAAUUCGCCACAUUUUGUAGAAGUAACAACACCUGCGGCCGCAAAUAAUAUGAUCACCCCAAGCGCGCUCAACUCGAAUGCCACUUUCCAAACAUUCUCGAAACGUCUUUCACCCGAGGGCGAAUGCAAAGAUACGCUCUCUUCACAGGGUUCUUCGAAUGGCAGUCGUUGGCAAUCGCAGAGCAGCAAAGACUCGAAUCACAGCCAAAGAAAGAUACUCUCGCCUUGUUCGGCUGGCACACCCACCAGCGCUAUGGGCAGCACUGGCAGCAGCAAAUCGCGACGCAAUAAAAUGCGUAAAGAAUCGCAACACUACAAAGAGUCUGACAUAUUGGAAAGCCCACAAAUCUAUUGCCGCAGCGCGUUGGGUGAUAAAAUCAGCGACUAUGAAGAUCUAUGGACACAAGAGUCCAACGAACGUACUGGCCUGCUCACAAGCUUUAAGCCCGCUGAAGGCGCACAAGGAAAGCGCCCGGAUCUACUUGCCGAAACACCCACAAUUACUUCCCUAAGCGCCAACUUGCUCUCACCUGCCAAUUCCACUGCCACCUCUGCCAGUCCGCCACGCAAUGGUGAUGUCUCCCCGACGCCCACAGCCGAUGUCACUGCUUGCGAUACCCAACAGCUCAUACAAUUCUCCGCCGAUGUACAGCCACGUUCACGUGCUGGUCUUCUCUUGCCCGGUCUGAUGAGCCAAUCUCUUUCCGAAGAUCAAUUCAAAGUUUGCGAACCGACUGAAGGCGACACCACACCGACCGCAGACACGCCUGCCUCGCGCAGCAAACAAGGUAGUCCCUUCUAUGCUGAACCUGCGGAUACACUGCGUGAAGCCGGUCUCACAACAGCCAGCAUAUUGCGUCGCUCGCAACGUGGUCCGCUCUUGCCAGCAAACCAUCGGCAUUCCGAGCCGCCAAAGAGCGGUCUAGCGCGCACACCUAUGUGCCCCUUGCUGAUACCCAAAGAAUUCGAUAAAAUCGCUGGUAGUCUUGAUGAGUUGAAGAAGAAGCAACAACAACCUCAGACACAGCAAGCACCAGCACAACAACAACAGCCGACGAAACGAGCUCGUGGUCGUUUCGAUCAAUGGCAAUUGGACAGUAGUUGGGAGUUUGUGCGCAAACAAGAUGGCGACGGUGAUUAUGAUGAAAACUCUGCGGAGCAUAACGGCAAUAAUAAUUAUGGUGAUUACGAUACGGAAGAACAAUGGCGUCAGCAGCCAACGCAGGAGAAAGAGAAUUCUUUGGGCCGUGAGGCCAAUAAAGAGAAUAAGCAAAAGCCAUUAACGGUACAUCAAAUAAUUGCGAAGCACCUUCCCGAUUUAAAUCUACCCGAGCUAAUACAUUGCUCUACUCCGCCACAGCAAGCAUAUCUACAACAACAACAUAAUGGUCAGAAUGGACAAAAGCAAUUGAACGAACACCACGGCAGCCAGAAGUCCUUCGACAGUCAGACUGGUAGUCGCCUGUCAUCAUAUGACAAUGUCGGCGGCACUUAUUCUUUCUGCCAGUCGUAUUGUAAUGGCAUCGAUUCGGCGCAAUCGGAUGAUGGUACAGUGUUCUCAGAACCAUGGGACUCAUCACAAUGGGACUCGAUCAAUCCACAGGAUGAUGCCACCAUCACUUCGGACACUAUACACUUUUCGAAAUGUCGACCCGUCGUCUCAGAAGAUGAUACCAUCAUUGAAGAGUUGAGCACCAAAGAAAGCAACCAAGACACAUUGAAAGCAAAAAAAUCAAAUAACAGACAAAAGGUUGCAACAAUUUUACGAAACCCAAGCAUGAGAGAUCGCGAGAUUUUACGUCAUCCACGCAAUAAACUGAACGCGCCCAAUGGCGGUCCCGGCGAACUGGUGCGCGCUUGCACACUACAACUCGCACACGAUUCGAGCUCAACAUUUGCGCGCAAUAUUGAAAAUUUUAUCUCCUGCACCAAGGAGUCACGUGAAGCCGCGCCUCAGGUCGUUAUGCGUAACAUGCGUCAAUUCAUGAACGGCAUGAAAAACUAUCUGGUAAAGCAUGGUGAGGGUAAAUUCCAUCAGGAAAUCGAAGCGGCGCGUUCGCGUCUAAAAGCAGACGAGUUUCUCAAUUUGGACGCCAUACUCGAGACUGUAAUGCAUGAAUUGGUUGUGCUGCCACUGCGCGAACAUCUCUACGGCAUGUUCGUCGACUACUACAAACGCUCCGAAGACAUACAAUUGUUGGCUCAAAAUGUUAAAUACGCCUGUGGACGCACCCCAGCCGAUUUUGGCAUACGCGCCACAGUUACACCGCCAUCGCCAACAUCAUUGCAAGCGAUUUCGGCACUAUUGCAACGUCUGCAGGAAGCCGAAUUGCCGCUCGAAAAGCUAGAUUUAUUCCUGUGCGUUAUUUCCACAAUUUUCGAGGCCACAGGCUGUCCACGCGGCCAGCAAUUGGGCGCCGAUGAUUUCCUACCCGUGCUGGUGUAUGUGGUAGCCAAGUGUGGUUUCGUAGGCGCCGAGAUAGAGGCUGAGUUCAUGUGGGGACUGCUGCAGCCGACUUUGCUCAGUGGCGAGGCGGGCUACUACUUGACCGCGCUCUGCAGUGCGGUGCAUGUGCUCAAAAGCUUCAUGUCUUCGGAGAGCGAGAAUGGCACUGGCUCACUGGAUUGGCGCUCUUCCUCGCUGCCAGCCUGCUCAUCGGUGCUGCGCGUCAUCAUACCCGACGAAUGCAAUGGCUCACUGCAAACGCGCACACUGCCCGUGCGACCACACACCACCACACGCGACGUCUGCCGCAUCAUUGCGCACAAGGCGCGAAUCACUAAUCCACAAGACUAUGCGCUCUUCAAGCUCGUCGAUGGCGAAGAGACACUUUUGAAUGACGCAGAAUGUCCACAGGAUGUGCGUUUCUCGGCAAAGGGCAAACACUGCAUGUUGGCGUACAAACGCAUUGACGCGAAAAUAGCUUGGCCUACAACGACCUAUUAGGCGCGGAGUCGAAUAAGGGAACGCUUAAGCAUUCUUACCGCAUAAAGCAAGGUUAUUAAGAAAUAAUCUCAAAAUUUAUGUAACAAAGCAGCGCUCUGAAGUUGGCUGAGAAACUUUUCGGUUUUCGCACCAAAUCGAAAGCCUGCAGCCAGCUCAAUAUGCUCAGCGCAAGAAACCGAGUUGAUUUUUCAUUGAAGCGCGGAUUAAUUUUAAUUAGUUGUAAUUGAAAUCAAAUCAUUAUGCACCAUUGCUCACUAACCAUUCUCUCAUUGUGUUAAAACAUACAAACGCGUAUACAUAUAUACAUAUAUGUAGUUAUAUAUUUACGAUAUUUACGAGUAUACUAAACAGUAUUGCGAUAAGUUAAUUGUAAGCGAAAGCACUGCGUGUGUGUAAAUGUAAUGUAAGUUUACCAUAUAAAUGUAUUUAAUAGCUAGUUAUUUAUUAAGUGAGACUACUGACUAAUGACACUUAAUGUAAUAAUGCGAUUUAAUUUUGUACACUUAACGAACACCAAACAAUUGCGUUUACAAAUCAAACAAUUUGUACAAUUGUAAGACAAAUUUGAAAAGUUAAAAUAUGAAUAUUAAUUUUAAUACUAAUGUAUUCGAAAUAUAAAAAUUUUAAUGCAUUUGAAAUAAAAUGAAAAUGCUUAAGGGCAUUAUGGUAAAAAAUAUAAAAAAUUGUCUAUUAUUUACUGAUAAUAUAUAAAUUUUAAAUUGGCAUAACUAAAGUGUUAAAAAAAUUAAACCAAAAAUUAAAAAAACGCAAUAAUGCGCAAAAACUAAUCAAUAAAACAAGUAUUGUAUAAGCAUGACAUAUAGCAUAGUAGUUGCUAAUUUGUAAAUGAAAGUGCACCCACAAUGUCCUAUUUUAUAUGUAAAGUGUUUAAAUCCUGAAAUCUUCACACUAUAUUUGUGUAAAUAUUCAUAAGAUUUGUAUAAAGAAACAACACGAUAAAUAUACUUACAUAUUUCAAACUAA
Zeugodacus cucurbitae (melon fly) is the source of this 8853-nucleotide messenger RNA. It is a transcript of the gene spri, whose product is annotated as protein sprint. Lineage: Eukaryota; Metazoa; Arthropoda; Insecta; Diptera; Tephritidae. Gene Ontology annotation, cellular component: cytosol; endocytic vesicle. The record is from RefSeq and is a predicted model, not a curated record. Bases 2404 to 7869 code for a protein of 1821 amino acids. Gene Ontology annotation, molecular function: guanyl-nucleotide exchange factor activity; small GTPase binding. The transcript is spliced from 9 exons. Gene Ontology annotation, biological process: signal transduction; vesicle-mediated transport.